Rhinocladiella mackenziei CBS 650.93 is the source of this 1419-nucleotide messenger RNA. RefSeq lists its product as uncharacterized. Bases 1 to 1419 code for a protein of 472 amino acids. The transcript has a single exon. NCBI's taxonomy places the organism in Eukaryota, Fungi, Ascomycota, Eurotiomycetes, Chaetothyriales, Herpotrichiellaceae. The record is from RefSeq and is a predicted model, not a curated record.
AUGAAUACUUAUCGAACUUCGUGGAGCUUGAUGCUCAUGUUCUAUGUCUUGCUGUCUCUCCUGAGCCUUUCGGCAAGUCGUCCUCAUGGCUACAGUUACUACCACCGUGUCCUUGCAGGCCGAGGCAGCCCAACAGGAAUCACCAAGGAUCGGAUUCCGGCUAAUGCCAAAGUCACACCGCUCACGGCACCUGCUACACCCUGUUCGGGUUCCCACUGCACUACCGCGACUCCUUUGCCCGAAAGUCUCCCCUGUGAUGCUGCGAAUGGUACUACCUUUGGACAUCUUCCUGGGGGCGCGAACUAUACUCUGAUCUGUGACAUCGACUUUCCGGCUCAAAACAUCUAUCCAUUCAUUCUGGCAGGCUCGUUUCAUAAUUGUUUGGCACAAUGCGAAUCCUACAAUCAGAAGAGUCAUCCUUUUACCCAUUGCGCCGGCUUCGUUUUCGCUCCGGAUCGCGUCCACGACGCAGACGACUGCUACCUGAAAUCAUCCCUGAAUGAUCCGAUCUAUCCGGCAACCCUUCACUUGGUGGGCGGUACGGUCAUGCCUCCAGCGACAAGCUACCCUUAUUCGCCAUCAAUGCCCAAUUCAUACCUUGCGCCUCGUUCUGAGAGGGACGCGUCGCCAUCGGUGCCCACCGCCGGAGACUUCAGAGUUCCUGGUAGCUCAACCGACAAGCGCACAAAGCAGUAUGUUAGCCACGUUCCAGCAACACCACAAAAGCUUGCCAGCAAUGUUCUUGUUCCUGGAAUCGACACAGCUCUCACCACAAAACAUCUAGUCGCAGGAGAUGCCGACAUUUGGAGGGAAGGUAAUAUACCCCGGGAUCUUGAUCUUGCCAGCAUGAAAGCUGUACGACAGGUGUCUAAAGAUGGUGGAAAGGGCGGCACAAUUGACGGCAUUCAUCUCUCCGUGUUGUGCGAUACCGCCAAUUUCCGGAGUGAUCGCACUAGUCAAGUGAUCAGUUCCGUCUCCAUCUUCGUUGCAACAGACGUUGGAAUGAAUGCUCUCUACGGAAAACCACUCGAUCUCAUUGAUAACCUCGACGAAUGGCAAGACGAUGUCGACCAAACGCGAGGUUUUGCACCAAUGACUCCUGGAGAGGAAUUUUUACACAUGGCGCUUUCUGGAAAUGGCUAUCGCAGUGCUGUCUGGUCGGUGUCUUCGCUUGUCCCGCUUAACGCGUCUCAUGUUCUUCUGUACCCAGCGCUUGUCUACGAUGUUGUCGAUACGAAUAUUCCAGAAGGCAGGCCUCCACGACCUUGGCAACUCUAUCUUGCUAGUCUCUGUCGAUCCUCCUCAUGGCCCAGUGGCCGACCGAGUCGUCGGGCAGCUUUGCAACCGGGAUCAAAGUCACAUGCGGCACUUGGGGUGGAAUCUGUUCAUGAGGGAGCUGUCUGGAUCGGGGGGAAAUGA